Condylostylus longicornis is the source of this 4061-nucleotide messenger RNA. RefSeq names its product B-cell lymphoma/leukemia 11A (gene Cph). Gene Ontology annotation, biological process: regulation of transcription by RNA polymerase II. Bases 62 to 3508 code for a protein of 1148 amino acids. Gene Ontology annotation, cellular component: nucleus. The transcript has 6 exons. The record is from RefSeq and is a predicted model, not a curated record. Gene Ontology annotation, molecular function: RNA polymerase II cis-regulatory region sequence-specific DNA binding; DNA-binding transcription factor activity. NCBI's taxonomy places the organism in Eukaryota, Metazoa, Arthropoda, Insecta, Diptera, Dolichopodidae.
UUGGAGAAAUUAUAAAAUUUAUCAUUUUAAUAGAAUUUAUCAAAAAUAUCAAAAUAUUAAAAUGUUAUCAACAAGUGAGGAUGCUGGAUUUAGAUCAUUUAGUCCGGACUCCGAUACAGCUGAACCGGACGCUGCAUCACAGGAUAUAUUAACAUGUGGUUCCUGUCAAAAAGCAUUCGCAUUAUCGGAUAUUGUUAGAUUUAUACAACAUAAAGUAUUACAAUGUAAUAAAGAAAAUUAUGGACAAUGUUAUUCACAAGCUCCAACAAAUGAUAGGGAUGGUGAUGAUGGCCGUCCUCUUAGUUUAGUUAAUAGAAGACCAUCAAUAUCAGCACCAAUAACUGGUCGUAAAUCAUCUGGAUCCCGUGUACAUACACCACCACCUAGUCCAGUUGAAUUAUUAGCAGAUGGGGCAUCAAGUACACCAAAACGUUUAGUUGAUGAAAAUGAUAAUACAACAACACAAAAGGAAGAAUGUAUUGAUCUUGCUGAUAAUGAACAUGAAAGUAUACAAAAUUUAACGUCCAAUAAUAAUAAUAAUAAUGAUAAUAAUAGUUGUAAUAAUAAUUAUCAUAAUAAUGAUAGUAAUAAUAAUAAUAAUAAUAUUAGUAAUAAUAAACAUAAAGAUAAUAAUGAUAUAAUAGAUGAACCAUUAUUAAAAAGACCAAAAAUUGAAGUUGUUGAUGCUGAAUCAAAUACAAUGCAUAGUGAACCGAGUAAUUAUACAUGCUCAACAUGUAAAACACGUUUAUAUUCUGCAUGGCGUCUCAUUCAACACGUCCAAAAUUCACAUGGUGUUAAAAUAUAUGUUGAUGUGAACGCAACACAAUCAUCAUCACAACCAUUAUUAGUAACAACAACACAAACAGUGACAACAACAGUAACAGCAGCGACAACAACAACAGCAUUAACAUCAUCAAUAUCAUCUGUAUCAUCGAAUCAUUCAAUAAAUUUAUCUGUUGGUAAUGGUUCAAUUUCAACAUCAACAUCAAAUUCAUUUAAUACUUUAUUACAACAAUCUGGUCACAAUAAUAAAUUGAUUUCAUCACAUAAUAAUGUUAGCAAUUCAUUGAUUGGUAUCAAAGAUUUAAGUUCAAGUUCAUCAAAUUCUUCGCUAUCAAAUGAAAUAAAUUUAGUAAAUGCUAAUAAUAACAGUAAUAAUAAUAAUAAUAAUACAAGUAAUCGUCUUGGCAACAGUAACAAUAAUAUUAAUAACAAUACCAGUAAUAUUAAUAAUAACAAUAAUAGUAAUAAUAGUACAACUAGUCAAAGUAGUAAUAAUAGCCAUUCAUCACAACAGCAAUAUCAACAACAACAACAACAGCAUCAACAACAAUCUUCAGCACAACAUCAUCUACAUGCAAUGCAAAAUGCUCAAAAUUUAGCAGCAGCUGCUGCUGCACAAAGUAUACGUCAUCAUCCAUUAUUACCACCACCAGAUAUGCAUCCAAAUCCAUUUAAUUUGUUGAGAAUGCCCUUGCCACCACUUGCACAAGGUCCAGUAGUUCCUUCACAAGUUGCUCCAUUAUUUUCGAGACCACAUCCGGAUCAUUUUCGUAUGGAGCAAUUAGUUUCUGAGCAAUUCCGUCAUCAUGGCCUUAAUUUAGCUGCGGCUGCAGUUGCUGCUGCUAAUUCAUUAAAUCCACAUAGCCAAUCGUUUAGUGCAGCGGCGGCAGCAGCAGCAGCUGCCGCAGCUGUUAAUAAUCAAAAUAACUCUGUUAAACAAGAACGUCCAUCUUCAAAUAGUAGCAGAGGUUCAAUAACACCAGCAGGAUCACAACCAAGUAAUCUUUCUGCUAAUAAUCCUGUAGCGGCUAAUGUUCCAAAUAGUUUAAAUGUGUUAGACCAACCCCAAAUGGAUUUCUAUUCACAAAGAUUACGUCAGCUGGCUGGUACAACAAGUCCAGGUGUCGUUAACGCUCCAACCAGUUCACCAAGCCCACGUAAACAACAAUCACCAUCAUUUGCAAGUCCAUCGCCAUCACAAUUGCCACCGACUCCUUUAACAAAUACUAAUUCUAGACCUCAAAGUCUUACACCACCAGAAAAAACAAAUGAUUUACUAUUAUCUAAUGUGAACAAUGAAAACAAUAAUGCAACACUGACAACAACACCACGUUCAGCAUCAACGCCUCCAUCAAAGAAUAAUAAUUCACAGGAUGCCGUUUAUUCUUGUGAAUAUUGUGAAAAGAAAUUCCGUUUUGAAACCAAUUUGAUUGUACAUCGAAGAAUUCAUACCGGAGAUAAAAUUUACAAAUGCACAUCAUGUGAAUUUGAAUGUGCUCAUAUUGGAAAGUUAAGGAAACAUAUGAGGGUUCAUCGAACACCUGAAGAUCGAACUAGUAAUGCUGGUUCAUUGGAAACACUAGAUGGAGAAGACUCUCCUGAAGAAGAAAUGGAAGAUGAAGAACAGGUUGAUGAAGAUGAAAUGGAUGAAGAAGAUAUUGAAGAUAAUGAUGAAGUUAAAUAUGAAGCAGAAGAUCUUACUGUUAAUGCCAGAUCAGAUUAUAAGAAAAUGUUAACCCAACAUCCAGGUUCUUUAGUUGGAGAACUUAUGGACAAAUUCGGUUUGUCAAAUAUUGCCCAAUAUUCAGAAGCAUAUAAACAAGCAUUACAAGAAUCGGGAAAUGCUUUAAAAUUGCAUUUGGCUAGUAAGGGUCAUCAUGACAAUAAUAAUAGUACAAUGCCACCAUUAAAUGAUAAACUUAAUGGUCUUCCUGCUGCACUAAGAUUACGUGAAGAAUUUGCUAAAAAUAUGUUACAUCAAUCACAACAAGCAGCUGCAGCAGCUGCACAACAACACGCAGCACAACAACAAGUUCCUUUAUUCAAUCCAUUUGAAAAUCCAUUUGAAACUUCCAAACGAAUAAAACUUGAAGCUGCUCCCGAAUGGUGGAAUUUAUCUGGAUUACAUAGAAAUGAUUUAUUAUUUGAAAAUUUAAAAUUAAAACCAAUGCUGCCGAAUCCAAAUAAUCCUCCAUUAAUGCAUUCUCAAUCGGCACCAUUAAAAAAAGAUGGCUCAAAACGUAACGAUACAUGUGAAUUUUGUGGUAAAGUUUUCAAAAAUUGUUCCAAUUUAACUGUACACCGACGUAGUCAUACUGGUGAAAAACCAUAUAAAUGUGAAUUAUGUUCGUAUGCAUGUGCUCAAAGUUCAAAAUUAACACGACAUAUGAAAACACAUGGCCGUAGUGGUAAAGAUGUAUACCGUUGUCGUUUCUGUGAUAUGCCAUUUAGUGUACCAUCAACAUUAGAGAAACAUAUGAGAAAAUGUGUUGUUAAUCAAGGUAAAGUAGCAGCUAGUGCUGCUGCUGCUGCUGCUGCAGCUGCUGCCGCAGCUAAUUUAACUAAUGCAAAUAAUAAUAAUAAUCAACAAUUAUCAACAUCACAUUUACCGCAAUUACCAUUGAUAACUGGUGCCGGUGGACCAUUAUCUGUAUUAGGUGGUAGUGGUGGAGGUAAUAGUAAUGGCGGUGAUGAUUCAAAUAUAAGUAAAGAUACCGCAUGACUCUAUCAAAAUUGGGUUGGUUUUCCGCCGCCAUUACCGAGGCAACAACAAUCAUCAUUAUUAUUACCGCCUCAUCAUCAUCAGCAGCAGCAACAACCCAAUUCAACAAUUAAUAAUCAAAAUCAACAACAACAACAACAGCAUUUAAUAUCAUCAUCAUCGUCAUCAUCACCGUCAUUGUCACAACAAUCACAACAACAACAACAGCAACUUUCUUCAUUAAUACCAGGACCACAUCAAUUAUCAAGUUCAGCACGUUUAAUGUCAAGAAUAUUUUAAAGAAAGAAGUGUGGUAGAAUAAACAUAACAAAAAAAUGAAUUCAAAAAUUAAUUUUUUGAUUUUUUUUUUUUUUUGUUCUUAUUUUGAGGAUUUAAUGGUCAGUAAUGGAUUAUAAUCAGUAAGAUUAUGUAUGAUUCUCUAAAAAGAAAUUAAUGUACACUGAGAAAAAUAAAAAAUUUUAUUGAAUUUUAUUUUCUUCAUAAUCUAUAUACUAAAAUAAUAUAUAAAAUAAUAAUUAAUGUAAAUAAAAAAAAAAAAUUAGUUGAAAAAUUU